This is a messenger RNA of Durusdinium trenchii, 348 nucleotides long. The record is from the annotation of a GenBank genome assembly. Lineage: Eukaryota; Dinophyceae; Suessiales; Symbiodiniaceae.
AUGUUUGUGAACGCUGGGCACUCCGCGCACAUCCUCUCAGCGGCCGGAUAUGCGCUGCUCAAUUGGUUCCAAGGGUUGGUGGCAGCCAUCUUGCCAGCGCACGAGCGUGCCAAGAACGGAUGCGCCUAUGGGAUGAUGCAGAAAACCUUCGCCCCGCAGGAGAUGAGCUCCUAUGACAACGUCGACUACUACAAAGAGUACUAUGGGGUGAUCAUCGUGCGGACCCUCCUGUUUCUGGUUGGCCUCAUUUGGAUGCAGCACCUCAUGGUGAGACGGGUUCUGGCCGUUGAGACCACGUCCCGGCGCUACCUGGGAGGAAAGCGCCCUUGGCUGCGCCCGUUGUGGUGA